This is a messenger RNA of Lates calcarifer (barramundi perch), 3321 nucleotides long. RefSeq names its product testis-expressed protein 49. The transcript has 6 exons. Bases 229 to 669 code for a protein of 146 amino acids. NCBI's taxonomy places the organism in Eukaryota, Metazoa, Chordata, Actinopteri, Centropomidae. The record is from RefSeq and is a predicted model, not a curated record.
GUUUGCCAUUUGCACCCGGUGCCCUGGGAUCUUGGGGAGGCCUCUGAAGGUGAGGCUCGAGCUCCUCUUUGGUGUAAAAGCCGAGUGGACAACUGGGACCUGCCACGCCUGCCACAGCUGCGUCUUCAUUUCAUCAGGAAGGCACCCUCAAAUGUUCAGCCACUCCACAAUCGCUGCAGGGCAUCUGGAAACUGUUUGUUACCGGGUAAACACGAACGGUGCCACGCUAUGGCCUUCUUCGGUUUAACGCACCUGGGUUAUCAAAACCCAAUAGGCGAUAAAAUGAUAGUGAAUUCUGCAGGAGCGUCUCAUCAUCAGGAUGGAAGGACUAACGUCAAAGCAGGACUGCCCCCAUCCCUUCAAAAACAACAGGGACCCCUCAGGUGUGCAGACAUAUGCAACAUUUCCCGCCAGCCUCUUCCCUACAGCACUGACAUACACCACGGGAGCCACGAGCGAUACAAAGAGAUGGUCAAGCGGGUUCAAACACCCAGAUCUCCCAACCAGCUCUACAUUAUGCCCCUGACAGACAGCCAGCAGUAUGGAUGGAUGAUGUCCAAGAGUCCUGAACCAUGGAUGCAAGUCAGUCGGUUUCCCCGAAAGAACAGUGAGAUGACCAAAUUUGUUAAAGAAAUGUCAGUGACAGACCGAGAGUUCAGCCUUUUCUGAAGAUUUCUUCUUCUUCACUGAAAUUAAACUGAUGAUAGAUAUAUUUGUAGAGAUUUUUUCAUGCUUUAUUUUGUUGAUUCCUUCAUUAAUGAUUAAUGAUCAAUUUAUUUUUCACACUGAAGGAAUUAAUUGAACUGUGACAAAGUACCCUAAAGUAAGAACUUAUUUAUCACUUUUGGAAGCCUAGCGGUAUGAAUAUUCACAAUAAGUUCUGGUGGGUACUAAAAUUUACAGGUUGCUUAUUGAGGAGAUAAAUAAAAGUUUGAACAAAUUCAUUAUUUGAAAAGCAAAACACUGAAACCGACAGCUGUUUUCAAUGUUGUGGCUGAUAGGUGCAUGUUACAAGUCUAUCUGACAUAAGAAAUAAGAAGUCAACUUUCUUCCUUUCAAGGGUCCCAGACCUGUGGGUUCAAAGGCAUUGCAGGAGUGGUCUGUAGAAAGAGUGAGAUUGUACUGCCCUGAUUUUAGAAAAUAAUGGACUACUGAGGGGUUUUUUGGGUUUGGGUUGAGAUUAGCUGAUUGACAAUGCAAUUUUCUUUACCUGAUUGACAGCAGGGGUCCUGGGAGUCUAAAAUCAGGAAGUGUAACUGUGUUUGAAAGUAUUUUCUCAAUUUCCAAGAAAUGCUCAGUUGUUCAGCAAAAUUUGUGAAGGACAUCAGUUGGAGUCAGUGAUCAUCUGGCUGGAAUUCAUGGUCAGUUCUGUCAGAUGACUAUGAAUGAACCUCACUAUCUCAGCACACUCAUCACAGGGAGAAUACCUGGUCACCUUUACAGGUGAGGUGUAACAGUACAGGAAACUGAUAGAUCCAGAUUGUCUUUCUGGUUGAAACAGAAAUAUAGGGCAAGAGGAGGACACUGGUUUUAGGUGUCUAGACUGAAUCACAGCUUGAUGGAACCUAGUAGGUGAGUUUUGCCCUGUGCUGUAAUCAAUUGAGAAAAAGAACUGGCCACUAUUUUGACAACAGAUUAAGACAUUUUUCAUGCAAGGAUGACAAACAUUUCAUGGUAGAGUAUUUUUACUGUGUGAUAUUACUAUGUUUACUUACUGUAAGUAAAGAAUUUGAAAAUACUUCUUUAACCACAGCCUGAUAUUCCUGUAACUACACGUACAAGCAGGUACAACAGGUACAACAGGUACAAGCACGGACUUCACUGGUGGGAAGGUGCACCAAUUAUCCACAGGUGGCAGAUUUUUCCACAGGCUGUUGCUUACCUUAACUUGCCUGUAGAUGGUGCAAAGCAGCACGUGUUCAUGUGUUGAUUGGUACAGGCUGGACUGAGCCUGCAGCUCUGCUCUGCUGUAUAAUAUUGACUUAAGUCUGAGGUGCUCUCCAUUAGUGGCAGUGUCACUGUUCUCAUGGUGAUUUGCUUCAAUAGGUCCACCCUAGUCCACCACAGUCAAUGGCGUAGUCUUCAACAGUCUGUUAAUUUCACAGUAAAAAUAGUGAGAGAUGAAUAACAAGGUGUCUCUUUUUUAUGUUUCAUACAAUUACAAUCACUUACCUUUGAGAAUAUCUUUGUUCGCAGCCUUUUGUUGUCUCAUACAUGUUAUAAUGGUGCUGCAUGGCCUGUGUGGGUAACUCUUAACACAUCUAAGGCAGGGAUAUUGAAUACAGUAUCAUAAUAAAACAGUCAGCACACACACAAUCUUUUAAAAAUUAAAAGUCUCUAGCUGUGACUAGUAAGUAUGAGACACACUUUCUACAAUUGCAAAAUGAUUAAAUAAUUGCAUUUGGCCUCUGUUCCUAUAAGGCACAUGUAAUAUAUAUUUGUGGUACAUUUAACAAGAUUAGUAAAUUAUAUGACCACACAAAACAGCCAUUGAUUUUUUUUUAUUUUUUUCUUCAAGGGGAAAUGUUAUUUUUCUCUUUGUCAUAGUCCUCAACUCUUCUUGUCCUUCAGCUUUGCAAAAAACACUCCCCUCUCAACUCCUCCAACUCAGGGAAAAUACAAAUAAAACAAAAACGAAUACGGAAGGAUUCAUCAGGCCUGAGCAAAACACUGUUUCAGUAGUAUGGGGACAACCUUCCUCCCCUCUCCUGUUCCCCCCAAAAACAUCCCAAGAGUUAACAAUCAACACAACUCUAUGGACAGCCAAUAGAAAUAGAAUACAUACAAUGCACAUUUUUAGAAACUCAUGUCCAUUCUAUAAACUCUCUGCUUAUAUGAAUCACUCUUCAUUGGUCACAGUUCACGUUAUAGUUGGUGAUCUCCCUUAACAUUACUGUCCUCUGGUGCACCCACCAUUGGCCGAGGCCAAAAAUCAUUGCACAGGAGGGACCGACCGAUAAGCACAAGGCUGCGUGAGCUGGCUUUGGUACAAACAUGAUCAACUGUUGGUUGCCAUUGUUGAGUGUUGGUGGAAGAGCUAAGUCAGGGCCGAUUCUCCCAAUUUUUACAAAAGCUGAAGCCAGAGAAAACCGAGAUCAUUGCAAUGAUGACAAUGUUCACUGGAAAAUUAUUCUCGACAAGCCCUUAUCCCUUUCUCUCCAUCCAAUCAUCAGCAGUCCAGACAGGGUAAGCAGGCACAGUUCCUGUUCAGUAUUAUUGUAGGAUUUGUUUUAUAUUAACUUAAGGCAAUUGAACGCAGCUAUUAGCAUUUUCACUUUUUCGCUGAAAGACUGAGUGUGUGUGUGUGUGUGUGGGGGGGUU